This is a messenger RNA of Ooceraea biroi (clonal raider ant), 1955 nucleotides long. RefSeq names its product suppressor of cytokine signaling 5. Gene Ontology annotation, molecular function: 1-phosphatidylinositol-3-kinase regulator activity. Lineage: Eukaryota; Metazoa; Arthropoda; Insecta; Hymenoptera; Formicidae. The record is from RefSeq and is a predicted model, not a curated record. Gene Ontology annotation, cellular component: phosphatidylinositol 3-kinase complex. Gene Ontology annotation, biological process: protein ubiquitination; phosphatidylinositol phosphate biosynthetic process; intracellular signal transduction.
CAUUAUCAAAAAGGGCGACAUCAGGCGACAUUCUCCACCGAUGUUUGCCCGACAAGGAUUUUUGACAGGCUGUAUUGCGACACUUGCGAGAUAAUUUCGGGAGCUGGUGCUGUUGUUUACUCGGCCGCGAGAGAUAAAUGGCGCGUGCAGGUGCCGCGACGAAGAAAACGAAGAACGCAGGUGGAAUUGUUCGCUGCGAGGGCUCGUCGUCGCGCAUCGCGCUCGAGGAACAUGAUAAAUCAGAGCUCGGACUCGGAGUCGGUCGCGAGCACGAUGGAACGAGACGCGCGACAGCGAUCGAGGCACGGCGCGAACGGGAGGCUGGCGACCUUCGUCUGGCGACGAGAGAAUAACUCGCGGCAGGAAUGGAAGAGGGAGGAGUCGAACGACGCCAGGGCGAUGGAGCCCAAGUUCAAGAACCCCUCGAGCAGCAGAGUGUCCUUUGGCUUCUUCAGGAACAUCAAGAAGCACUUGCGGAUCAAGAAUCUCUGCAAAUCCAAGCAGAAGGACAAGGAGACGGAGACGGUGAAUCUUCCCGGUACAAAUCCAAACACCAUUCUGUCUGUCGCUGAGGCUCUCAGCUCCCAUCAGGACCGAGAAUCAUCGAACGACGAGCAGGAGAUGCUAUCGGCGGACAGACAAGUCCUGCACGAGGGUAGAUUGGGCGACGUACUUGAAAAUUCCUGCCACGUUACCGAGAGGAGUGUAGAUAAUGUUAGCACGCGACAAGACGCUACUGCUGCCACUGAUCUGUGUAUAGUUCCUAUGGGUCGACAAGACGAGUCAACGAGCGACGUUGCGGUUGCCGAUGACGCAACAGCGACGCAAGCCAGCCGUUCUGACGCAACGGCUGAUGUUCCUAGUGCAAUAGCGGAGGCUCCUGCUGGCGCGAGUGAGUCGUUGACCAACGAUAAUAGAGUCAAAGCGAGUCUUGCGAAAGAGUUGCUCAAUCUAAGCAAGUACGGGUGGUAUUGGGGCCCCAUAUCCGGAGAGGAAGCCGAUGGCAAGCUCAUAUCCGAACCAGACGGCGCGUUCUUGGUUCGGGACUCGUCGGACGACAGAUACGUCCUAACGCUCAGCUUCAAGUCGUCCGGCAAGAUGCUGCACGCGCGCAUGGAACACAGCGGCGGCCUAUUCUCGCUGUGCAAUCAGUGCACGGAGAGCGAGGGCUUCACUUCAGUCGCCGCUUUGAUAAAUCACUCGAUGAACUUCAGCCAGUCAGCGGUUAUUUGCUACUCGAGGCCGAAGUACCCGGGAUACCCGUCGUUUCCAGUGAGACUAACGAAGCCGGUGAGCAGGUUCACGCAAGUAAGAAGUCUGCAGUAUCUUUGCCGUUUUGUCAUUCGUCAGAACACUAGACUAGAUAAUAUACAUAAGCUGCCUUUGCCAAAAACUAUCAAGGGGUAUAUUCAAGAAGCGCACUACUGAGAUUUAAAAGAAUGAACAAAGAGAUAGAAUAUCUGUCAGAGAGAUUGAUGAUGAAAUUAUUUUUAUUAAGAUAAACAAAGUGUUGAAAACAAAGAGUGGUGUAGUAAAGUGCAAAUUUCUAUAACGAAGUAGCGGAGUUGUUAACAGCAUAUACCUAUGUGAAAAAUUCGGAUUUUUAUCCCCAAUGUUGUACCGCGUCAGAAAUAUUUUCAUUUGUUUCACGAUGAUCUACCAUUACCCGUAUAAAUAUUGAAAAGUGCGAAAUGAAUAAUGAUAGUUUAUAAGUAGUUGAAAAAUGGAUAUUACACUUACCUAUCUUUCAGAGAGAAAAAAAACGAGGUAUAAGUCUAUUAUUUUUGUAGAAACGAGGAAUAUAUUUUAUAUUUGUUGCAAAUUAUGUAUCUCGAAAGUCUGAAAGGAAAUUAAUAUCAUAGGAUCGUAAAAGUCUUAUCUUAAGCCGGACUUUUUGUUACUUCAUCAUGACAAGACGCGCGUACGAGGAGCGUGGCGAAAUUUUUAUAUGAAAA